UUGAGCCUUUUUUUUUUUUUCAUAUUUCUUGAAUCAGAUUUGAUCUAAUUGUGAUUUAAGAUCUAAUGGUGGGUUAAUUUCUGUUUGGCUCUUUUGACAGAAGAAACCCUAGAAACUUUGAUGGGGAGGGGAAAGAUUGUGAUUGAACGAAUCGAUAACUCGACGAGUAGGCAAGUGACUUUUUCUAAAAGGAGAAAUGGGUUGCUGAAGAAAGCUAAGGAGCUUGCAAUUCUUUGUGAUGCAGAACUUGGAUUGAUGAUCUUCUCCAGCACUGGCAAACUAUAUGAAUUUUCUAGCACCAGCAUGAAAUCAGUCAUUGAGCGAUACAGUAAAGCAAAAGAGGAACGCCAUCAGCUGCUCAAUCCAGCUUCUGAGGUCAAGUUUUGGCAAAGGGAGGCAGCAAUUUUAAGGCAACAAUUACAGGAUUUGCAAGAAAAUCACCGGAAAUUGAUGGGAGAAGAACUUAAUGGCUUGGGCAUUGAAGAUCUACAAAAAUUGGAAAACCAACUGGAGAUGAGUUUGCGGGUUGUCCGUAAGAAAAAGGAACAAAUAUUAACAGAAGAGAUUCAAGAACUAAAUAGAAAGGGAAAUCUCAUCCAUCAAGAGAAUAUUGAACUCUAUAAGAAGGUAAAACUCAUUCAACAAGAAAACAUGGAAUUAUAUAAGAAGGCUUAUAGCACGAGGGAUCCAAGUACAGCAAAUGAAAAUGGCUUUCUUCCAUAUAGUUUCACCCUUACUAGGGAACUGCAUGUCCCCAUCCAGCUUCAGCUAAGCCAGACUACGCCUAAUCUUCAAACACCAGCAAGAGAAUCAGAACCGAGGUAACGGUCAGUGAUGGCAAUCCACGAGAAUACAACUACCUGAAGUUGUGACAACAUUGGAACAGAAGAUGUUAACAUAUGAUAAAGAAGGGUUUCUGCAAUUAGUUGGACUUUAAAGGAAUAGAAUUUUCUUUGGACAAUUGUACUAUCAUAUAUAUGGGUAGUCAGUACUCCCAUAAAUAAAAUUAGUGCAGGCAUAAUUCGCGUUAAUCAUUGAGACUGGUGGCUUAUGUGGGAUGAUACCAGAAAGCUAAUGCUUUCUGUUUAUAGUCGAACAAUGUUCAACAGAUUGAGACUGAAUUAAUUACAACCGUGUUUCUCAAUUUCAGUUUAA
Molecule: messenger RNA, 1155 nt
Organism: Olea europaea var. sylvestris
Lineage: Eukaryota; Viridiplantae; Streptophyta; Magnoliopsida; Lamiales; Oleaceae
Product: MADS-box transcription factor 27-like
Exons: 8
Coding region: 121-825 (234 amino acids)
Biological process (GO): positive regulation of transcription by RNA polymerase II
Cellular component (GO): nucleus
Molecular function (GO): protein dimerization activity; RNA polymerase II cis-regulatory region sequence-specific DNA binding; DNA-binding transcription factor activity, RNA polymerase II-specific
Source: RefSeq, a predicted model, not a curated record